GCUCUGGGCCCUUAGCGCUCCGCGGGAAGGAGGCUGGAACCCCGGCAGCAGUGGGGCGGGGAUGGAGGCGGCCGUGGCGCCGGGGAGGGAUGCGCCGGCACCCGCGGCGAGUCAGCCCAGCGGCUGCGGGAAACACAACUCGCCGGAGAGGUGCGCGCCUUCAGGGCAGGGCCGGGGAGCGGCCGGCGCCUGUCGCCGAUUGUCCCGCGCGGGAGGACGAAGGGGGCUGCCGGCCUGUGGCCGCUCUCGCGUGGGGCGUCCCGCGCGGGGGUGUCCGCGAGGUCGGCCUAAGUCAGGGAUGCGAGCUUCGAGGAGGAACGGGUGCGAGCUGUGGCCCCGCAAGGGCCCACGGAGAGGUGACUUUGGGGCCGAAACCCGAGUGACUUCCAGGGGUGAGGUUUGCAGGUUCUGGGGAAACAGAGCCUGCCAGGAAGAGGGCACACCAGAUGCGAAGGGCAGGGGACUUGCCGGAGGUGAACCGGCAGAGCCCCUGAGCCCGGGAAGAACUUUGGGGUUCAUUCGGAGCCUUUUGGGGCCUCGGAAGUUGAUCACGGGGCGAUGCGAUUUAAGUGUUUUGAAAGAGUCCUUCUGGCUGCUUCCUAGAAAGUAGGGGCGCGGGUAGGCAUGGGACGAGAGGAAGCCGGGAAGCCAGUUGGGGAUCUUGUAACAACCUAGGAGAGAGAUGUGGUGUGCGCCCAGAAACGGAUGCGUUGGUAGGAAGCUGGUGCACUGGGGCAGGUGAAAGGGAAUCAAGGGUUCUCCCAGACUGCUGGCCCAGCUGCAGGAAACGGGAUGGCCACCGCUGAGAAGCGCGGAGACCCGGAGCACGUGGUGUUCAUACUAGUUAAGUCCGAGAAGAGCAGGAGGCAGGGGAAAGUUUAUAUGGACUAUAAUGCAACGACUCCCCUGGAGCCAGAAGUUAUCCAGGCCAUGACCGAGGCCAUGUGGGAAGCCUGGGGAAAUCCCAGCAGCCCGUAUUCAGCAGGAAGAAAGGCCAAGGAUAUUAUAAAUGCAGCUCGGGAAAGCCUCGCGAAGAUGAUAGGGGGGAAACCUCAAGAUAUAAUCUUCACUUCCGGGGGCACUGAGUCAAAUAAUUUAGUAAUCCAUUCUGUGGUGAAACAUUUCCACGCAAACCAGACCUCCAAGGGACACACGGGUGGGCACCACAGCCCAGUGAAGGGGGCCAAGCCCCAUUUCAUUACUUCCUCGGUGGAACACGACUCCAUCCGGCUGCCCCUGGAGCACCUGGUGGAAGAACAAGUGGCAGCAGCCACCUUUGUCCCGGUGUCCAAGGUGAGCGGGCAGGCAGAGGUGGAUGACAUCCUCACGGCAGUCCGCCCGACCACACGCCUCGUGACCAUCAUGCUGGCCAACAAUGAGACUGGCAUUGUCAUGCCUGUCCCUGAAAUCAGUCAGCGCAUUAAAGCCCUGAACCAGGAACGGGUGGCAGCUGGGCUGCCUCCCAUCCUCGUGCACACAGAUGCUGCACAGGCCUUGGGGAAGCAGCGCGUGGAUGUGGAGGACCUGGGCGUGGACUUCCUUACAAUCGUGGGGCACAAGUUUUAUGGUCCCAGGAUUGGCGCACUUUAUAUACGAGGACUUGGUGAAUUUACCCCUCUCUACCCUAUGCUAUUUGGAGGUGGACAAGAACGGAAUUUCAGGCCAGGGACAGAGAACACCCCAAUGAUUGCCGGCCUUGGGAAGGCCGCGGAGCUGGUGACCCAGAACUGCGAGGCUUAUGAGGCCCACAUGAGGGACGUCCGCGACUACCUGGAAGAGAGGCUGGAAGCUGAAUUCGGUCAGAAGAGAAUCCAUCUGAAUAGCCAGUUUCCAGGCACCCAGCGGCUUCCCAACACCUGCAACUUUUCCAUCCGGGGACCCCGGCUUCAAGGCCACGUGGUGCUUGCGCAGUGCCGAGUGCUGAUAGCCAGUGUGGGGGCCGCGUGCCACUCGGACCACGGGGACCAGCCGUCCCCAGUGCUGCUGAGCUACGGUGUCCCCUUCGACGUGGCCAGGAACGCGCUCCGGCUCAGCGUGGGCCGCAGCACCACCAGGGCCGAGGUGGACCUCGUCGUGCAGGACCUGAAGCAGGCCGUGGCGCAGCUGGAGGACCAGGCCUAGCGCUGGGGCCGCCUUCCCCACCCCGCUUCUAGGAAGCCCGUGGCAGGGCACAGGGUUGUCCCUCCAGUUCCCUCCUGAGGGCUGUGCCAGGAUGACUGUCUCAUGCCCCCUCUGCAUUUUGUCCUGGAGUGCCUGCGAGUGUGCACCCCCAGUUUCCUUCCCUGGACCCCUGCAGAGCUCACAGGGCCCAGGACACCAACGCCGCAUAGGACCGCCCACAUAGGAACGCCCACAUAGGAACGCCCACAUAGAACCGUCCUCCAGUGGUGAAGCGGAAACACUUCAGCUUUAUCCACCCUCCCCACUGUGAACUGGGCAAGCCUGUUGUGAGUGCCCUUUCCUGGAAGGUGUUUUUAUCUGGAAGAUAGAAUCCAAGUAUUUAUAACUCAUUGUCAGCCAAAUGCUAUCAUGAACGUAGGAAACUUGAUUUUUUUGUUUUGAUCAUGGCCUCUACAUGCACCUUUCCAGAGUGGUCUCUUCUCAGGCCCUUUUUAGUCCCUUUCCAAAGCUGCCCCCACCACCCUGCUCCUCUGGCCUCAGUGCGCAGUGGCCCCCAGCCUCGGCCAGGCCUGCUCUGCUCAGCGCCCACCGCCCACCACCCCUCCUGCUUCCCCGAGCCUGACCCUGUUCCGCCCACUGGCAAUCAGGGCUGCGCCCUUCCCCAUCCACGGUCCCCAGGCCUUCCUGUCUUGUCCCUUUUGAUCAUUAACUCAGGGUUUCAGCUCCAACCUCGCUGAGUUGGUGCAGCUCCGGGUCAUUCCUGGGGUGGGAAUCGGAUCAUCCCUGACUCAGCUUUUACCUUAAUUUUAUUUGCAGAGGAUUCUUUUCUCAAAAUGCUCUGGCAUUUGGACACACAUCACAUGUCGGUAUUUGCAUAGGAGUCAUUUUCAGUGGAAUAACAUUUUUAAUGUGUGGUUUUACGGUUCAAGGAACUACAUGAUGAUUUUGAGGAAACACUUGCCAGAAACUAAAUUAACGAAUAAAAGAUUUUAGUGCCCGA
Pan troglodytes (chimpanzee) is the source of this 3121-nucleotide messenger RNA. RefSeq names its product selenocysteine lyase (gene SCLY). NCBI's taxonomy places the organism in Eukaryota, Metazoa, Chordata, Mammalia, Primates, Hominidae. The record is from RefSeq and is a predicted model, not a curated record. The coding region runs from base 793 to 2121 and encodes 442 amino acids. The transcript has 12 exons.